AUGGAUGAAUGUUGCCCACAAAGACACGGAAUGCGCAGACCUGUCGGCGCCCAUGUGGUGUUGACGCUUCUACUUGCCCUAGUUGUACUUUGCGCCGGUUCGGCUUCUGCGCUGAUCCCAUAUACGCCGUCACAGCUUCUCUACAGCCUCGACCAUAAUGGUUCUUUUGCAUACCUGUUGCACUCUACGGGGUCUAGUCAGAAUGCCACCACGGAGCUCCUGUCACUGAACGUGUCGGGAGUCGUUAAUACUGCGGAUCCGCGUUACUCGACUCUGACCAGCCCAUUACCUUUCCAUGACCAUGGGAAUGCUUCGGCCUAUAUUCCCGUCCUUGACACAUCUGGGGUUCUCAAGGUAGUCGCGGGCGAUUGCCGGGCAACCUUGGACCAAGGCGCACUGUGGCAGUUUACACCGAAGACGAACGACUCCAUCGGCAAUGGCACGUGGGAGCAGCUGACAGUGGAUAUCUCCAGCAUCCAGUCCAGCGCCGUUGAUGAUGGACCUAACUUCCUCUCGGCGGGUUUCGCAUACGCGUCCACCAAUACAUCCGACAGUUCUGUGUACACAUUUGGUGGCAUGUGCCCGUUCACGAAGACCAAAAAUCAGGCCUGGAUGGCCGCUGCCAAUUAUUCUCAGACCAUGCUUGUGCUCGAUCCUCAUAUCUCCGGCGACUCCGUGUUCUACGACGCCUCCACGACAGGCAAUCGAGCUCCUCCCAUUGCGGAGGCCGGAUUUACGAUCACACCUUUGCAGGCGACCUCUGCGUACUUAUCCAAUGGCGAGUCGCGCAAGCAGCAAGACUUUCUCUUUAUCGGAGGUCAAACCCGGGAUGCCUUCAUCAAUAUGUCGCAGCUUGCGGUGUUUUCUCUUCCGCAACAUAGCUGGAGCUUUGUUAAUGUGAUGACUGCACCCACCACUUUUAAAACAGAACUCGCCGUCCGAGAAUUCAAUUUCGUCGAACCGAGAUCUGGGCAUACAGCAGUGUUGUCUCCGGACGGUAGCAAAGUCAUAGUCUACGGAGGCUGGGUGGGGAACACGAGCGUGGCGGCGCAACCGCAGCUAGCGAUCCUAGAGAUUGGGGCAGAUUAUGAGGAAUGGACCUGGAAGAUCCCAUCGACGAAGGGACCUGGAAACACAGCGGCGGCGGGGAUAUAUGGACAUGGUGCCACAAUGCUCCCUGGCGGAGUGAUGAUGAUCGCAGGGGGACAUAGCAUUCCGCAGCCUUCUUCCAAACGCUCCCUCACUGGUUCCACAGAUACCUCGCAGAUUUACCUGUACAAUGUCACUGCGGGAGAAUGGGCAUCCUCCUACGAAAAUCCUUACUCGCGAGUAGCCAGCACAUCUGCAUCUGGCUCCUCAGAUUCACGCAAGAAGACUGGACUCGGCGUCGGUCUCGGCUUGGGAAUUCCUGUGGUGAUAGGCCUUGCGGUGUUCCUUUUCUUCUACAGCCGCAGGCGCUACAAGCGCCGUUCUCGGGAUCAAGAACUGCGCAACCUGGCACUGGGAGCAGAAAGAGCUCACUUUUGGGGAGGUGAGGAGCCAUUUAUGGCGAGCAGCAUGCGCAGGCCGUGUUCCGGAGAGAUGGAAGAGAAUACGGACUGGAAAAGUAAACGUGGAUCUGGGCAAUCGUCUAUCUGGCACGACAAGGGAGGAGGAGAAACACUCGCAGAAAGCGCUGGUCUGCUCGGAGAAUCAUCAAGUCCCACUAAAACUAAUCCGUCUGGUCUAAAUGCGAGAAUGUACCGGCCCCCAACCCAGUACAGCGAGUUUCGCAGAGGCGACGCCACAUGCGAGAUCCAUCCAAUUGAUGAGCGCGAAGAAGACGAGGCAAAGAACGCCGGAACGAUCAUCACGCAGGAAACAUAUGACCAUCCGAGAAGGCCAGCAUUUCUGCCACCCCUGGGUGCCAACAUCGGCUACUCUGCUGUCCCUCUCGUACCUCUCGAAAUCAUUGCCGGAGUCGGCCUCGAGCAAGAAGGGGGCACUGCCUCUUCCGAAAAAGACGAGCGGACUUCAUCCAAUCUGUCCGAUUCAUCCACCACGUCUGCAAGGUCCAUCUUCCAAGCCCGCGCUCUCCAUCUCCCAUAUAUCUCCACCUCUAGCCAGCCGGUUAGCGGCCGCCAAUUAAUUCUGAAGCCCACCGGAGCAGAAUCUACCCACAGCAGCAGCGGCGCCAGCAGUGACAACAGCAGCAGAGAUGGCCCUCGCAGCCGGCCGAACAGUAUGGCGCUUUCAUUUGUCGAGCACAGCUACACCUCCGAUUCCUACUCAACCGCACAGACUUCCAUCUCCCAACGCCAAUCCGAAGGCGAACAUCUCCUCCCACAUCAGCCACCCCAAGGACUUGAAGAGUCCGUCUCUCCCCUUACUCAAGCGCUCGAGCUUUUCCCGAUGCCUGGCAGCAAACCCACCGCAUUCCCCGCUGCAAUCAAGCCUAGAACCUCUGAAUGGAUCGGCAGUAACGUCCGCCGCGUCCUCUCCCUCACCCGGCGCCGACCACCCACAGCAAAUUACAUUGAACCCGCCAAUGCUUUCACCUCAAUUGCCUCCGGAAUUGACAUUAAUCUGGAUAGACGAAGCACAGUCGUGGGCAACGGUAGCAGCCGCCCUUCCCACGCAUCCUCCUUCGCCUCCGGAUACAGGAAUACACGGACCCCGCGUCGCUCUGUUAGCGCUUCUGCCGAGCUCUUCCGUCGCAAGCAAGGGGCCAGGGACUGGGGAGCCGGGAAUAAGGGCUCGGUAACCCAACCCCCCUGGCGUGAUGACUCCGGUAUCGAGGAUGAUGGCGACGAGGAUUGGGAUGUCGAGGGUGCAGCGGAGGGCCGACGAGUUCAGGUGACCUUCACGGUGCCGAAGGAGAAGUUGCGGGUCGUGAACGCUACGGCGGGGGAGUUGGAUGGGCUCUCGGAGAGGUCCGUGAGCGAGCGAAUUGAAGAUGAUGAACAUCGUUGA
This is a messenger RNA of Aspergillus homomorphus CBS 101889, 2952 nucleotides long. RefSeq lists its product as uncharacterized. The transcript has 4 exons. NCBI's taxonomy places the organism in Eukaryota, Fungi, Ascomycota, Eurotiomycetes, Eurotiales, Aspergillaceae. Gene Ontology annotation, molecular function: protein binding. The coding region runs from base 1 to 2952 and encodes 983 amino acids. The record is from RefSeq and is a predicted model, not a curated record.